AUGGCAUUAUUCACAGGUGUUGUGCUAUUUAAACCUGACUUGUAUACUUUACUUAGAAAAAUGGUAAUUUUUAAUCAAUCAGUUUAUAACUGUGAGGGGCUCGCUAUUGACUGGAGUAACGGCAACAUGUUAUGGACCGACGAUGGGUAUAAGACCAUUAACAUUGCAUCAUUGGCCCCACUGGGUGUGGGACCUCUGGGACACGGGCCUCAGUUUCUGCGGAAAGUUUUGGUGAACGGAGUAACAAGCCACCCAAGAGCAAUAGUAGUGCAUGAAGCAAGAAGUGUCAUCUACUGGUCAGUAUGGGAACCAAUAGAAACGCCACAAAUAAACUACGGAAAGAUUGAAACUUCGUGGAUGGAUGGAUCGCACAGAGAAAUCUUAUAUACAGGCAGUGAUAUACUAUGGCCUAAUGGUAUAACAGUGGACACCCUUAGAGAUGUGAUUUAUUACACUGAAGCAUUUUAUGACAAGAUUGAAGCAAUUCAAAUUAAUGGCAGAAUCAAAACGUUAUUUCCGGCACUGGUAAUCAGUUUGGGCACCCAUUUUCUAUAUCUUUGUUUGAAGGGGCUUCAAAAGACAACACUUUACAAGGCAGAUACCUAUUUGUAG
Molecule: messenger RNA, 612 nt
Organism: Ciona intestinalis (vase tunicate)
Lineage: Eukaryota; Metazoa; Chordata; Ascidiacea; Phlebobranchia; Cionidae
Source: RefSeq, a predicted model, not a curated record